UUAUCAGCCGCACUGAGGUCGGCUGACGGCGCAGCGAUCGACAACACAACUUUUGACUCUGACAGCUUUAACUCCACGCCGCUCGGCUGGUUAAUCACUGAGCAACUCAUUUCACCCUUCAGUUUAGUGCUGAGGUUCCGUGCGAAGGAGCGCUAAUAUCAGACACUUCGAACACGUUUUUCACGAACUAUUACCCCGACAUUGAAAUACUUUUGUGACGGAGUGCGCUCUGUUAGCUUAGCAGGCUAACUUCACACUGGAAUCACAGCUAGUUAUCUAGCUAUUACCUGUUAGCUGACAACUAUCAGGAGCCACGGAAGCAGCCACCGAGACACAAGCAUGAACUGCCCUCCCACCAAGCGCCUCCGACGCCUGAACCACGAAGUAGCGACGGUGGUGGCCUUCAGUGACCCAUUUGGAGAUGACGAGGACUUCACCCAAGACGACUUGGAUGAGAUCGACGUCAUCGCCUCACAGGCCAUUGCCUCGGGUUCUGCAGGGGCGGGGCUCGGGUCUAAAUCAGAAACCAAACCGGUAGAGUCGGCCCAAGGGUUGGCUUGGCCGCCGUCUGCAGGGCAGAGCAAACCUCUGAGCAGAGCCACAUCAAAACAGAGCAAAGAGAACACGUUUGGGUUCAGCAUCAGCAACAGAGGGAAUGCUGGGAUAGCAAGCAGAGAGCCUCUUGGUAACGGGCAGCAGCAGUUCGGGUCGGACCGAGAGGACUCCUACAGUCUGCUGGAGGCCCAGCAUGCAGAGUUGAAGAGGAAGCUGAGGGAGGUGGAGGAGGAGAUUGUUUUGAAGAGCGGGGAGAUCCGUGUCCUGAGGGACUCCCUGAAAGCAGCUCAGCAGGAGAAGGAGGCUCAGAGACAGAACCAGAUUCUGCUGGAGACUCAGAAACAGAGAGAGCAGAGUGACAGGGAGAAGGAGCUCAACAGGAAGGUUCAGUCUCUGCAGUCUGAGCUUCAGUUUAAAGAAGCAGAGAUCAAUGAGAUGAAGACCAAACUGCACAACUCAGACAAAAACAAGACAGCCUCUCCACUGCCUAGAAACAGUCCUAAAGUGCUGAGCUCUCUCGCCCAGUUGCAUCAUGGGAGCAGCAGCAGCUCCUCCUCCUCUCCAACAGGAAAUGGUUUCAUCACCAAGGAGAUGUUUGGAGCCCAGGUCCCGUCCAGAACGACACCGGUGAAGACGCCGAUGAAGACACGGAGAGAUGCAGACAGAGGGGCGUCCGGCAGCAGAUCUGGUGAACACAGACAGGAAGUGUCUCAUCCAGACCCCUUCUUGUCUGUCAGACCUGCACACCUGCAGCACCGAGGUGGCGUCCUGCUUGGAUUGUUGCUGCAGCAGCCUCUGUCUCCCAGCGGCCUCAGCCUCUGUCACCUGCUGUCUAUGAGUCUGACAGACAUCAACCUGACAUCCAGCGGGCCGUCAGCAGGCUUUCUGCUCCACUCAGAUGCAGGAGCGAGUGUCAGUGGAGGUGGCGCUCCCAGAGCUGCUCUGAGCCCGGUCCAGAGUCUGGCUAUAACUGGACUGAACAUGCUCAGUCAAAGCCGAGCAGCGGCUGCAACGGGCAGCAGAAACAACAGGUCAUGUCCCGGAGCUGUCCUUCUCCUCCCUCUGUUGGACCUUCACCUUUCUCGACUAUGCCAGGCUCUGGACUCACUACGUACCGACUCCGCUGGCAGCAGAGGUUCAGACUCUACAGCGGCCAGCUCCCUCCCGGCAGGCCAUGCUGCUCCCACUGCCGGACCGGGAAGACUUGAGGAGACUGGUUUGUCUGGUUUCAGUGUGGAGGACGCUGGUUCGGCUGCUCUGCGACUCUUCUGCCUGCUGCUGGCCCACAGCGAUGAGGUUGUGGAGGCUGUGUUGUCAAAGGAGAGUCAGAGCAGAGUUACAGAAGACAAGACUGAGCCCUCUGCUGCAGGUGUGGGUCUCUGCUCCCAGAAUGCCUUGCUGCAGUCAGUGUUACGGCUGUGUGAAGCUGGACUUUGUGGCAGCAGCAGCCCACAGAGGGAGGAGCUUGUCCUCAGUGCCAUGAAGACACUGUGUGUCCUAAUUGAGAGGACACCACAAACACACACUGACAGGUUGCAGUGUGUGUUGCAGGUGGUGUGUGUGUGUUUGUCGGCAGACAGCAGGUUGCAGACAAUUUCAGAGUGUGUGUCUGUCCUCAUGUCAUUGUCCGACCACAGGACGCUGGCUCAGCAGGUCUGCUGUCAGCACGACCCCUGUGUUUUCCUGAAGUUAUUCCAAUUUAUCAGAACCAGACCAGUCAACCAGGCGACACACACAGACUGGAUUCUGCUGGACCUGCAGGUAGCGCAAACGCAUGCCCACAUACAUACGCACACACACACUGCAGAGACAUAUUUUAGUCCUACAGGAGAUGUAGAUGAAAAUCAGCAGCGUUAUGUCUUAUUGGUUCAGACAGUGGUGAUUGUCUUCCAUCGGCAGUGGUUGGAUCUUCGUGGAUCUCAGGAGCCGACAGACUCAACGGGCCUGCCCGAACCCCCUUCACAGUGCUCCACCCCCUCAUUGCCCUGGUGGCGCAGCCCGGGGGCAUCUCUGCUCAGAGAGUGUUUGCUGCUGCUGCACUGGCUGUUGCUGCGUCACGGCAGCUUCUCAGAGAGCUGCAGGCCGUUGCUGCACAUGUACGACCAGGUGAUCCCCGCCGUGCGAGACACGCUGAGGAAGAUCCCCGAGCUGAGCGAGAGCGAGGAGCUGGCAUUGGAGGAGAUCUGUCGCUCAGAGGGCGACGACACUGAUGACAUGGACACUGAUACUGGUUCGUGACUGAUCCCAUCAGAGACCAGUGAACAGACAUGAGAGACAGUUUACUGACUUUCGGACUGAGACGAGGACAGAACGGAGAAUCUGUUUUCGGUCAAACAUUUCUGAGAUAAAGUGAAUGUUGGAGAGAAAUGAAGGAUCCUAAAUGAAGUGAUGAGAGGUCACAGGAUUUAGUCUGCUGUCUAAUUUAAUGGAUUUAACAAUAAACCACGAAGGUGAGAAAAA
Molecule: messenger RNA, 3015 nt
Organism: Xiphias gladius (swordfish)
Lineage: Eukaryota; Metazoa; Chordata; Actinopteri; Istiophoriformes; Xiphiidae
Product: ATR interacting protein
Exons: 17
Coding region: 340-2793 (817 amino acids)
Biological process (GO): DNA repair; DNA damage checkpoint signaling
Source: RefSeq, a predicted model, not a curated record